GAGACGGAGCAGGCUCUGCGCCUGAGCGUGGAGGCCGACAUCAAUGGCCUGCGCAGAGUCCUGGAUGAGCUCACCCUGGCCAGAGCUGACCUGGAGAUGCAGAUUGAGAACCUGAAGGAGGAGCUGGCCUACCUCAAGAAGAACCACGAGGAGGAAAUGAAUGCCCUGCGCGGGCAGGUGGGUGGAGAGAUCAGCGUGGAGAUGGAUGCUGCUCCUGGAAUUGACCUCACCAAGAUCCUGGCUGACAUGAGGGAGCAGUACGAGAGCCUGGCGGACAAGAACCGCAGGGACGCCGAGCAGUGGUUCUUCAGCAAGACGGAAGAGCUGAACCGGGAGGUGGCCAUCAACACGGAGCAGCUUCAGAGCGGCAAGACGGAGAUCACAGAGCUACGACGCACCAUCCAGAGCCUGGAGAUUGACCUGCAGUCCCAGCUCAGCACGAAAGCGGCGUUGGAGGGCACCUUGGCCGACACAGAAGCCCGUUACGGCACCCAGCUGGCCCAGCUCCAGGGGCUGAUCACCAGCGUGGAGGAGCAGCUGGCCGAGCUGCGGUGCGACAUGGAGCGCCAGAACCACGAGUACAGGGUCCUCCUGGACGUCAAAUGCCGCCUGGAGCAGGAGAUCGCCACGUACCGCCGGCUCCUGGAGGGCGAGGAUGCCCAGUAA
This is a messenger RNA of Pygoscelis adeliae (Adelie penguin), 666 nucleotides long. Its product is annotated as keratin, type I cytoskeletal 14. Gene Ontology annotation, molecular function: structural molecule activity. The record is from RefSeq and is a predicted model, not a curated record. Lineage: Eukaryota; Metazoa; Chordata; Aves; Sphenisciformes; Spheniscidae. Gene Ontology annotation, cellular component: keratin filament. The transcript has 4 exons. The coding region runs from base 97 to 666 and encodes 189 amino acids.